Molecule: messenger RNA, 3446 nt
Organism: Dicentrarchus labrax (European seabass)
Lineage: Eukaryota; Metazoa; Chordata; Actinopteri; Moronidae
Gene: sec23a
Product: Sec23 homolog A, coat complex II component
Exons: 19
Coding region: 133-2427 (764 amino acids)
Biological process (GO): COPII-coated vesicle cargo loading; COPII-coated vesicle budding; endoplasmic reticulum to Golgi vesicle-mediated transport
Cellular component (GO): COPII vesicle coat; endoplasmic reticulum exit site
Molecular function (GO): GTPase activator activity; zinc ion binding
Source: RefSeq, a predicted model, not a curated record
UGUGUCUUGACGUGGCGCCGGGCCGCCGCCAUGUUGUUUUGCUUCGUUGUCAGCUGAGAGGAGCAGCAGCGGCAGCAGAGCGGAGCUUUUAUCUGACAGUGUGUCCGACCCCUCCCGUCUCCCAGCGUUGCCAUGGCAACCUUCCCAGAGUACAUCGCUCAGAACGAGGAGCGUGAUGGCGUGCGGUUCAGCUGGAAUGUGUGGCCGUCCAGCCGGCUGGAGGCGACCCGGAUGGUGGUCCCGGUGGCGGCCCUGUUCACCCCGCUGAGGGAGCGACCCGACCUGCCCCCCAUCCAGUAUGAGCCGGUCCUCUGCAGCCGCGCCACCUGCCGCGCCGUGCUCAACCCGCUGUGCCAAGUGGACUACAGAGCCAAACUGUGGGCCUGUAACUUCUGCUACCAGAGGAACCAGUUUCCUCCAUCCUACGCGGGGAUCUCUGAGGUGAACCAACCUGCUGAGCUGCUGCCUCAGUUCUCCACCAUCGAGUAUGUGGUCCAGCGGGGUCCUCAGAUGCCACUGGUCUUCCUGUAUGUGGUGGACACCUGUAUGGAGGACGAGGACCUGCAGGCUCUGAAGGAGUCUCUGCAGAUGUCCCUGUCUCUGCUGCCUCCCACCGCGCUAGUCGGACUCAUUACCUUCGGCCGGAUGGUUCAGGUCCACGAGCUCGGCUGUGAAGGGAUCUCCAAGAGCUACGUCUUCAGGGGGACCAAAGAUCUCAAUGCCAAGCAGCUACAGGAGAUGCUCGGUCUCACCAAACCUUCAGCCACUCAGGCACGAGGUCCUCAAACUGCCCCACAGCCUCUGUCCAACAGGUUCCUGCAGCCAGUGCAGAAGAUCGACAUGAACCUGACUGACCUGUUGGGGGAGCUGCAGCGCGACCCCUGGCCCGUCACACAGGGAAAGAGGCCGCUGCGCUCGCUGGGUGUCGCCAUGUCCAUCGCUGUGGGGCUGCUGGAGUGCACCUUCCCCAACACUGGUGCUCGGAUCAUGACGUUCAUCGGCGGCCCGGCAACGCAGGGCCCCGGAAUGGUGGUUGGAGAUGAACUGAAGAUCCCCAUCAGGUCCUGGCACGACCUUGAGAAAGACAACGCCAAGUUCAUGAAGAAAGCCACGAAGCACUAUGAGUCUCUAGCUAACAGAGCAUCCACUAACGGUCACAUCAUCGACAUCUACGCCUGUGCUCUGGAUCAGACCGGCCUCCUCGAGAUGAAGUGCUGCGCCAACUACACCGGAGGUUACAUGGUGAUGGCAGACUCCUUCAACACGUCUCUGUUCAAGCAAACCUUCCAAAGAGUUUUCACCAAAGAAGUCCAGGGAUCCUUCAAGAUGGCCUUCGCCGCCACGCUGGAGGUCAAGACGUCCAGAGAGAUCAAAGUAUCAGGAGCGAUCGGACCCUGCGUGUCUCUGAGCGCCAAAGGACCCUGUGUCUCUGAGAACGAGAUCGGGACAGGAGGAACGUGUCAGUGGAAGAUCUGUGGUUUGGAUCCGACCACCACGCUGGCUCUUUACUUUGAGGUGGUGAACCAGCACAACGCUCCGAUUCCUCAGGGCGGCCGUGGAGCGAUCCAGUUCGUCACUCAGUACCAGCACUCCUCAGGACAGAGACGCAUCAGAGUCACCACCACGGCCAGGAACUGGGCAGACGCUCAGACUCAGAUUCAGAGCAUCGCGGCGUCCUUCGAUCAAGAGGCGGCGGCCAUCUUGAUGGCGAGGUUGGCGGUGUACCGGGCGGAGACAGAGGAGGGGCCUGAUGUUCUGCGCUGGUUGGACAGACAGCUGAUCAGACUGUGUCAGAAGUUUGGAGAUUAUCACAAAGACGAUCCAAACUCCUUCAGGUUCUCUGAGACCUUCUCCCUCUACCCUCAGUUCAUGUUCCACCUGCGGCGCUCUCCGUUCUUGCAGGUGUUCAACAACAGUCCAGAUGAGAGUUCAUAUUACAGACAUCAGUUCAACAGACAGGACCUGACUCAGGCUCUCAUUAUGAUCCAGCCUGUGCUCUACGCUUAUUCAUUCAACGGACCACCUGAGCCGGUCCUAUUGGACAGCAGCAGCAUCCUGCCAGACCGAAUCCUGUUGAUGGACACUUUCUUCCAGAUCCUCAUCUACCACGGAGAGACUGUGGCUCAGUGGAGGAAGGCCGGCUACCAGGAAAUGCCCGAGUAUGAAAACUUCAGACAUCUGCUUCAGGCUCCCGUGGAUGACGCUCAGGAGCUGCUGCACACUCGUUUCCCCAUGCCCAGAUACAUCGACACGGAGCACGGAGGCAGCCAGGCUCGCUUCCUGCUCUCUAAAGUGAACCCCUCUCAGACCCACAACAACAUGUACGCCUGGGGUCAGGAGUCCGGAGCUCCCAUCCUGACGGACGACGUCAGCCUACAGGUGUUCAUGGAUCACCUGAAGAAGCUUGCCGUCUCCAGCGCCGCCUGACCUCAGCUGUCCCCUCGGCUGUCCCUUCUCAGUUUAUUCUUUUAUUUUGCAUUUGCUGCCUGAGUUACCAUGACAACCAAUAGAGAUGCAUGUUAAAGCACAUUUAUGUUUUUACAUCUGCACCCUUUAAAGGUGUUCAAAUCAAACUGAGCAGUUUUAGUCACAAUGCGUCGUUUUAAAGGAGCAGAGCAGCAGUUCCACGUUUCAGACCAUCAUUAACAUUCUUUCCUGUAAUAUUUCAAACUGAUCCACUGGAAAAAUAAAGUUCUAGAAGAAUCAGAAGUUGGAGAGAAAUACCGUGUUCCUGUAGUUGCCUCCACAAUAAAAGCCUCCAUGUGAUUUUAACCUGUAGAUACAGCGGGGCAUUCUGAUUGGUCCAAAUCAACUUAAAUCAACUCAUUGGUUUCGUUCAUUUCUUUAAGGAGUUCAAAUCUGUUGGAAUCUGUCACAUUAAAACAUCACGUCUGCUGUUAUUAUAAUUAUUAUUGUUAUGAAGCAAUAAAACUGCAGACGGUCAGGGAUGAUGAUUUUAAACCUUAUGGAAACCAAAAGCUGCCUGGAAAAGUAUAACAAAUAUAUGAAUAAUCUGACACAGUGCAGGAGAGAAAGCACACGUCUGCUGCUUUAACAGGUUAUAAUCCAACAUGUGAGCAAAUGAAAGUUCAAUACGUAUAAAAUAAGGAAACUCUCGUUUCAGUGUGUUAUCCUCCCUCAGCUCUUCAUCACACUGAGCUCAUCGAACGUAUUGAUCAUCACAAAACCUCGAGCAGAGCAGCUUUGUGUCUGUUGUUUUGUGAUGAUCAACAUGUUUCAGUGUAAUCAGAUUACAUUUGUCCUCCGGAAGUUCUGAUUGUUCAGUUUCAGUGUGAGGAGACGUUUGUCCACUUCCUUUAUCUGUAGUGUCUGACGGUGGACGACAGUUUGAAACCUCUGAACACUAAAAGUCCUGCAGAGAGAAAAGGCGAUGUUUUCAUUGAGUUUUUGUUCUCGUGUUUCUAAUAAAACUCUGCUGUUGAGAA